Molecule: messenger RNA, 827 nt
Organism: Elaeis guineensis (African oil palm)
Lineage: Eukaryota; Viridiplantae; Streptophyta; Magnoliopsida; Arecales; Arecaceae
Product: auxin-responsive protein SAUR77
Biological process (GO): response to auxin
Source: RefSeq, a predicted model, not a curated record
GCUAGAUUGGAGGUUAAUUAUGGGCCCAAUGCUAAUGGAACUUGCACCCGUUUGGGUUAGUUUUGUACUCUUGCAGCCAAUGGGCCACCCAUACUUUGGUUACGUGAAUAAAACGAUACGGCACCUACCAUUGCAAUUUAAAGACUUGGAAGUGUACACUAAGCCAUGCUUGUGUCCCUUCUAAGCUACAAGGAUCUCUCUUCUCCAUCUCUCUGUUGUCUCUCUUCCAUCUCACUGUUUCGAGGAUGAAGAAGAUGAAUUUGCUACUAAGGAAGUGCAGGAGCCUCUCAAGGCUAGGGAGGUCUUCAUCUUAUAGCAGUCUGAGGUCCAAAUCCACUAGAGAUGAGGACUUGUGGGAAGGUGUCACGAUCAAUGAAGAUGAGGUGGUGGUGUUCGUGGGGAGCUCGAGGAGGCGGUACAUGAUAAGCUCGAAGCACUUGAGCCACCCGCUAAUGAGCACGAUCAUCGACCGAUCGAAGCAUAAUGCCAAGGACAAGAUAGCAGUCAAAUGCGAAGUCGUGCUCUUCGACCACCUCUUGUGGAUGUUGGAGAAUGCUGAUCCGGAGAUGGUCGGAGAUGGUGCUUCAUUGGAGGAAUUAGCUCAGCUAUAUGUGUAUUGAGAUCCAAGAUUAUUACGAGCAGAUAUAUUAAUUAAUUGUUUAACAUGUUAUGUAUUCUAACUUGUGAGAAUCACUGUUGUGGUGAUUCUAUCAGUUGGGGUCAACAUUUGUUCAUGGAUUGCGUAUUGAAUUUGGUAGCAGCAUUGCCAUUGGCAAUAUAAUUUAUGAAAUAAAACUAUGAAGCCUGGCCUUCAUAUUAGUUUUUUA